Molecule: messenger RNA, 8987 nt
Organism: Girardinichthys multiradiatus
Lineage: Eukaryota; Metazoa; Chordata; Actinopteri; Cyprinodontiformes; Goodeidae
Gene: ank1a
Product: ankyrin 1, erythrocytic a
Exons: 45
Coding region: 388-6495 (2035 amino acids)
Biological process (GO): signal transduction
Molecular function (GO): protein binding
Source: RefSeq, a predicted model, not a curated record
AAACCUGUUUGUGCACUGUUAUAUACCCCCUCUGUCUUUGGAUUAGUGGAGGAAGGGGACCUGGGAGGAAAAAAACUGAGCACAGAAAUUGAGAUAGGGAAGAGUGUGCAAGUGAGAGAGGGAGGGAGAGGAAGAGAGCUGCGCUGCAGUAGCAUCCCACAGCAGACGGCUGAGGAGUGCUGCUGUGUGUGUGUGACUGCACUACUGAAGAGGAGGAGGAGGAGGCAGAGGGUGAGCAUGCUCACAGACUCUGCAGGGCCACAGAGGAACAACAGUCAGCAGCAGUGCUAGUGUUGGCCCGCAUCAGGUAGGAGACCCAGUGCCCAUUCCCUCUGCAAGACCGGGCACACCAACACCGCAGAGACCCGCACCAACAAUACCACCAACAUGGCACAAGCGGCCAAACAUCUCCGCAAGAACAAGGAUUUAGAAGCCCAGUUGGAGAAGGAAGAGAAGGAGAAGGAGGAAGAGAGGCUGAGAAAGAGGAGUCGCUCCCGGGAUAAAAAGCGCAAGGCCCACGCCGUGCAUCGCUGGCUAAUCGAUCAGGACAGUAGUGUGAGCUCUGAGAUGCCGGAUGGCCAAGGAGUAUGGCACUAUGAUGAUGAAGCAGAUGCUGGCAACAGCUUUCUCCGAGCAGCCCGAUCUGGCAACCUGGACAAGGCCUUGGAACACAUAAAAAAUGGCAUUGAUAUCAAUACAGCCAAUCAGAAUGGGCUCAAUGGGCUGCAUCUGGCCUCCAAAGAAGGCCACGUCAAAAUGGUGCUGGAGCUGCUUCAUAAUGGAAUCACACUGGAGACCACCACAAAGAAAGGGAACACUGCCCUGCACAUUGCAGCCCUGGCAGGGCAGGAACAGGUGGUCACAGAGCUGGUAAACUAUGGGGCCAAUGUCAACGCUCAGUCUCAGAAAGGUUUCACUCCACUCUACAUGGCUGCACAAGAAAACCAUCUAGAGGUUGUGAAGUUUCUUCUGGAGAAUGGAGCCAAUCAGAGCAUUCCAACAGAGGAUGGAUUUACACCGCUCGCCGUGGCUCUUCAGCAGGGGCAUGAGAAUGUUGUUGCUCUGCUCAUCAACUAUGGCACCAAGGGGAAGGUCCGGCUCCCUGCUCUGCACAUUGCAGCACGAAAUGAUGAUACGCGCACAGCCGCGGUGCUUUUGCAAAAUGACCCUAAUCCUGAUGUCCUCAGCAAGACUGGAUUCACACCCCUCCACAUUGCUGCACACUAUGAGAACUUGAACGUGGCACAACUGCUGCUCAAUCGAGGAGCAAAUGUCAACUUCACCCCAAAGAAUGGUAUCACCCCUCUGCACAUUGCUUCCAGACGAGGGAAUGUGAUCAUGGUCCGACUCCUGCUGGAUCGGGGGGCAGAGAUUGAUGCUAAGACCAAGGAUGAGUUGACUCCGUUGCAUUGCGCCGCCAGAAAUGGACAUGUCAGAAUUAUAGAGCUCCUGCUCGACCAUGAGGCUCCAAUCCAGUCAAAGACAAAGAACGGCCUGUCUCCAAUCCACAUGGCAGCACAAGGGGACCACAUGGACUGCGUCAAACAGCUCCUGCAGUACAACGCAGAGAUUGAUGAUAUAACACUGGACCACCUCACCCCGCUGCAUGUGGCAGCACACUGCGGACACCACCGCAUGACCAAAGUACUGCUGGACAAAGGCGCCAAACCCAAUUCGAGGGCUCUGAACGGCUUUACUCCCUUGCACAUUGCCUGUAAAAAGAACCACAUGCGUGUAAUGGACCUCCUGCUCAAACAAUCAGCUUCAAUAGAAGCUGUGACUGAAUCAGGCCUAACCCCCUUACACGUUGCAUCCUUUAUGGGUCACCUUAAUAUUGUGAAGAUCCUCCUGCAGAAGGGAGCUUCUCCCAGUGCCUCUAAUGUGAAAGUAGAGACCCCUCUCCAUAUGGCAUCUCGGGCAGGUCACUAUGAAGUGGCAGAGUUUUUGUUGGAAAAUUCAGCUCCAGUGGAUGCCAAGGCAAAGGAUGAUCAAACACCUCUGCACUGUGCUGCCCGGAUGGGCCACAAAGAGCUGGUGAAGCUUCUGCUUGACCACAAAGCCAAUCCCAACUCCACCACCACAGCUGGACACACGCCUCUGCACAUCGCUGCCCGGGAAGGUCACGCUCAAACUGUGCGUAUCCUCCUGGACAUGGAUGCUCAGCAGACCAAAAUGACUAAAAAAGGCUUCACUCCACUGCAUGUAGCCUCCAAGUAUGGUAAGGUGGAUGUGGCAGAGCUGCUGCUUGAGAGAGGAGCCAACUCUAAUGCAGCCGGAAAGAAUGGUCUGACUCCGCUGCAUGUGGCUGUACAUCACAACAACCUGGAUGUUGUUAACUUGCUUGUUAGCAAAGGAGGGUCACCACAUAGUGCCGCCAGGAAUGGCUACACUGCCCUCCACAUCGCAUCUAAGCAGAACCAGGUGGAGGUGGCCAACAGUUUGCUGCAGUACGGAGCUUCAGCCAACGCUGAGUCACUGCAGGGUGUCACACCUCUCCACCUCGCAUCGCAGGAAGGAAGACCUGACAUGGUUUCGCUGCUCAUCUCCAAACAGGCCAACGUCAAUCUGGGCAACAAGAGUGGAUUAACGCCUUUGCACCUGGUGGCACAGGAGGGGCAUGUAGGCAUUGCUGAUAUUUUAGUGAAGCAAGGAGCUUCAGUCUACGCUGCCACAAGGAUGGGCUACACCCCUCUGCAUGUAGCGUGUCAUUAUGGUAACAUCAAGAUGGUGAAGUUCCUCCUACAGCAACAGGCCAAUGUUAACAGCAAAACGAGGCUUGGUUACACUCCACUGCACCAGGCAGCGCAACAAGGACAUACAGACAUUGUAACAUUAUUGCUGAAACAUGGCGCCCAACCCAAUGAGAUCACCACUCAUGGCAUGUCAGCACUGGCCAUUGCAAAAAGGUUGGGGUACAUCUCUGUGAUCGAUGUCCUGAAGCUCGUCACUGAAGAGACUGUUUCCAUGACGACUACAGAGAAGCAUCGCAUGAGCUUUCCAGAAACUGUGGAUGAGAUGUUAGACGUGUCUGAGGAUGAAGGAAUUGUUCAGCUAACAUUAGGAGAGGAGCUCUUGGGGACAGAAGAGGCCAGGUACAUGAAGAUGGAUGACAUGAAAGACCAUGAUGACGAUUUCCUCUCCCCCAAGAAAUCACUGGAGUACGAGAGAGGGCUGGGCACAGCGAAUUACUCACCGGCCAUUCCCAGGAUUCCUCGUGUCUCCCCGGAGACAGUAAAUCUGAGAGAACAUGAAAUAGAUCAGCAACACACUCCUCUACCACUGCCCAAAGAGUACGACGAGGAUUCACUGAUUCCCAGCAGCCCAGCAACUGAGACAUCUGACAAUGUCAGCCCAGUCGCCAGUCCCAUCCACACAGGGUUCCUGGUCAGUUUUAUGGUGGAUGCUAGAGGCGGUUCAAUGCGAGGCAGCAGGCAUAAUGGUCUGCGUGUCAUCAUACCUCCACGGACGUGUGCGGCACCCACUCGCAUUACCUGCCGCCUGGUGAAGCCGCAGAAGCUGACCAGCCCCCCUCCUCUGGUGGAGGGGGAGGGGCUGGCCAGCAGGGUCAUUUCCCUGGGUCCAGCUGGGAUGCAGUUCCUGGGACCAGUGAUUGUGGAGAUCCCACACUUUGCUGCCCUGGGUCGUGGAGACCGGGAGCUUGUUGUGCUCAGGAGUGAGAAUGGAUCCGUCUGGAAGGAGCAUCGCAACCGCUAUGGUGAUGAGGUGCUGGAAACAAUCCUGAAUGGGAUGGAUGAGGAACUAGAAAGUCAAGAGGAACUCAGCAAGAAGCGAAUCCGCCGCAUCAUCUCUACUGACUUCCCUCUUUACUUUGCUGUUGUGUCGAGAGUCCAACAAGAGAGUGAUCUGAUUGGUCCAGAGGGAGGUUCACUUACCAGUAAACUGGUGCCGAUGGUGCAGGCCACAUUUCCUGAGACAGCAGUUACAAAAAGAGUCCGUCUUGGGCUGCAGGCCCAGCCAGUUCCAGAUGAGUUGGUUGCAAAACUGCUAGGUAAUCAAGCAAACUUUAGCCCAGUAGUGACGGUGGAGCCUCGGCGGCGGAAGUUUCACCGCCCCAUUGGGCUGCGCAUACCCCUGCCUCCGUCCUGGAGGGACAGUCCCCGCGACUCAGGGGAAGGCGACACCACCAGUCUGCGUCUUCUCUGCUCUGUUAUAGGUGGGACAGCCUCAGCCCAAUGGGAAGACAUUACUGGCACUACCAAGCUCCUCUAUGCCAAUGACUGCGCCAGCUUUACCACCAAUGUUUCUGCACGAUUCUGGCUGGCAGAUUGUCCACGGACAGCUGAGGCUGUCUCCUUUGCCAACCUGCUCUACAAAGAGCUAUCAGCUGUACCCUACAUGGCCAAGUUUGUAGUGUUUGCAAAGAUGAACGAGCUGCGCGAGGGCCGUCUGCGCUGCUACUGCAUGACAGACGAUAAGAUGGACAAAACUUUGGAACAGCAUGAGAACUUCACAGAGGUCGCCCGCAGUCGAGACAUAGAGGUAAUGGAGGGAAUGCCACUUCACCUGGAGUGUUCAGGGAAUCUGGUGCCAGUGAGAAAGGCCACACAGCAGCCUCGCUGUUUUAGUUUCCAAGCUUUCAGGGACAACAGGCUUCCAGUCUCUAUUAAGGUGCGAGAUAGCAGUAAAGAACCUGCUGGAUUUUUAUCUUUCCUACGCAAGUCCACCAAAUAUGAGGACAGCCAACAAGUUCUCUGCAACCUUAAUAUCACUAUGCCUCCAUGUAUCAAGAUCAUUGGUAGUGAAGAUAGGAGGCGAACUCUGACCCCGCUGGCUUUAAGAGAAAGAUACAGUGCCCUUAAUGAGCCCGCUAUGGCAUCAAUGAGUGCAAUGGAAAGGACAGAGCUGAAGAUGGCUGUGAUUGCAGAGCAGUUGGGACUGAGUUGGGCUGAGUUGGCACGUGAGCUACAGCUAAGUGUGGACGACAUUAAUAGGAUUCGUGUUGAGAAUCCAAACUCCCUCCUUGAACAGAGCUCUGCCCUGCUCAACUUGUGGGCAACUCGUGAAGGCAAAAGGGCCAAAAUGGAGAGCUUAUACACAGCUCUGAAGAAUAUUGACCGAAUGGACAUCAUCAACAUGUUGGAGGGCCAACCGCCCCAGCCUAUGAGACAAGGCUGCCAUGAUCUGAACAGACGCCGACACAACGACAGAGACCACCUCCCCUCUGGUAUGACCAAUGGUUAUGGGGUUACGCAGGAGGAGCUCCAUUCGCCGGCUUCCAUGCAGUACAGCCUGCCUUCUCCACUGGGUGCCGAGCCUUACUGGCAGGAAGUGUCUAGUCUGGACUGUGCACCAAUUGCCACCACAGAAGAAGACACCCUAAUGGAGAUGUCCGAUGUUCAGGUUUGGCCCUCAGGCAACAGCCCCUCCUUGGUUCCUGUGGAGGACUCUUCGCUGGAGUGCAGCAAUGCUGAUGACUCGGAAGGUCUACUGGGGCUGCCGUACGGGAGUUUGGGCAGACAGGCCAGCCAGGCUAGCGCUGCCAGCGCAGGGGGUGUUGUGCUGAGUGGUUCCAUUGAGCUGCCAGAGGAUGAUUCAGAGAUGGGAGUGGAUUCUCUCAGCACAACCACACCAGCAUCACUUGGGGGAACCAUUGCAGGGAUCAAUCUCGAUGGGCUUCACAACGGUCAGGGGUCAGAGGCAAGCUCAGAGUUAUCAGCCAUCACAAGUACGACUGGUGGUGAUGGAGCUGAAGGAGGAGGACGACGACUAGGUGGAACUGGCUUAGAGGAAGGACAUUCUCUUGUUUCAGGACAACAAAGAGUGUAUGCCCGGUUGAGUGAGUCACCUGGUCUCAGCUGUGUUGCAGAUCGGAAUGGAGACAGGUCAGGUAAUGGCGGAAAUGGAAGUGGAGGAGGCUCUUUCCUUUCUUACCUGCAGGAACAGACUGGUUCGGGGUGGAUGCCUGUCAAUGACCCAACACAGGCUUGGGUGGGCACCCAGUCUAAGCCCAGGCAGGCCAUGGAGACUAUGAUUUCAUCUGUGCGUAAUGCUGUGGAUGGAGACCCGUCCCUAAUGUCCCAGGAGGCCUUGCUUCAACCCGUGAGGGACAUGGGCCACUCUGAGAUUUUACGAGGCCACUUCAGAGGUACCCAGCCUUUUGAGAAGGGUCUGGGAUUCCCGCACAGGGUACCAGAACUGAGAGCCUGGGAAGAUGUGGGCCUAAAGGGCCAGGGUGACGAGGUUGAAGACCUUCCUGGGGGGCAAGUAAGUGAGGAACAGUUCACGGAUGAACAUGGAAACAUCGUCACAAAGAAGAUUGUACGGAAAGUUGUGCGCAGAGGGAAAGGUAUGGGAGACGAAGGGGUUCUGGAAGUGGAGGGCUCCCUGCUGGAUGCCAAUGAGCUUGAGGGCGAUGCCGAGCAGUACCUGAGCUACGCCAUCCUGGGCCAUGACAGCAGCAAGCCCGAUUCUGUGGAUGUGAAGAAAGGUGCUCAGAUAGUGAAAUGUGCCAGUCUGCGGAGAGUUAAGCAAUGAGGCAGACAGAGUGCUGCGUCCCUGCAGAUUUCUCCACAGGAUUCAACCCCUUCACCGAAACCAUCCUACAUGGACACAUGACCAGCAGCAGCUGUCAGGCGGAAGACCACACAGGGACUGGCCAACAAACGAUAACGAAAUCCCCCUCCAAAACAAUGACAUUGCUGACUUUCAACACGCUCCAGAAAAAAAUACCUACUUGUAGUUUUACUUUAAAUCUUUAUUUUUAAGAAAUUUUGGGGAUAAGGAAAACAAAUACUACUAGGCUAGAAGCAUGAUUUCAUAUAAAAACAAAACCAAACACAAGCAAAAAAAAAAAAAAGAAACGCAAGCAACAUGUUUCCAGUUAUCUGUAUCAGCAUGAGUGAUUGCUGCUGCAUGGCCUGUCUUUAACUACAAAUACAGAGGGGGACACAGGGGUGGGUAAAAGGGGUGGGAUGGGACAGGCAUGCGAUGUUCUUUCAAUCACUGGCCCGUUUUCUAAAUUAACCAGGAAUCUGUUUAUCAGCCAGAGAAAAAAAGAGACCACAAACUCAUAUUACACUCUUCCACAACACACAGACCAGUUUUAAUUCUCUUUCAGUGCUCUCUGAGCCUGCUAAAGCUCCUCUUACCACCCAAGAAUAUCAGUGUUGUACAUAAUAUUGUAUGCACUCAAAUGCUCUAUGUGACAGCGUGUUACAUGUGUUGUUUAUGUUCUCUAAGAUCUCUAUGCGAUGCCACUGAUGCUGCUUUCAUGUACAAAAGAGAUUCCUUCCAGUUUUUCUUGUUAGAUCUGUUCUAUCUGAGCCUAUAUAUCAGUCUAUAUAUCCUGAGGUCUUUGUGGGUACAAGAACAUGCAAACAUUAUGUCGCUCAGCCUGUUUUAAUUUAGUUUAUGCUCAUUUUUCUGCAUCUCUCACUUCCUUCCAUUACUUAAACAUGUCAGACUGCAGAGGGGAGGACUUCUCUCUCUUCCAUCAGUUACUGUAUUAUGAUUCUUUUCCAUCUUUAGCAGGCAGUUUUAAAGCCUUCUCUUUGUGCAUAAGGCAACGAUUUAAGUGAAAGAUUACCAGGAGACUAAACUCUAUCUUUUGUUUUGUCCACUCUAGUUUGUAAUAAGUUGUCUCACCUCUGCAGUCACCCUCUCAAAGCACAUGUAGCAGUCCUGUCCUCCUUCAUGGGGAGGGGGAGGGUCCCACCUUAUGCUCGCAGGUGCGUCCAGUAAAUCCUGCAGUAUUUGACCCCACCACACACACACACACACCGUGCCCUUACAGAUCCCCCGUUCACCACCAGAAGAUGUCACUAGAUGAGGUAGCUUACACACUGGUAAUGUAGCAUUGGUCUGACUGGGCAGGCAGGGGAGCAUCACGUCACAGGUCGAGGUCGUGUUGAGCUCUGAUGUUUGUCCUUUUGAUGGCUACUUGGAGUGUAGCAAAGGCAGUCAGUCACCGAUCACUGUGAUGAGAAACUGUAAAACUGACCCAUAACUGUGAGCCUGGCUCCCACUCGUCUCCAAGCAUUUUGACAACAUCCUUUGUUGUAAUUAUUCACUGUAUUUCACCUUUAUUUAUGUAAUAUUCAGAAGAAGCAAUAACUGCUAACAAAAAGAGUUAUUUAUGUUUGUGUGUGUGCGUGUGUGUGUGUGCGUGUGUGUGUGUGUGUGUGUGUGUGCGUGUGUGUGUGUGAAAGAGAGAGAGAGAGAGAGAGAGAGAGAGAAAAGAAUGACAAUUUUAAGAUCACAUGUCACGGUCUUCCUAAACUUGGGAUUUUAGCGUGUUUAGCGCAGUUUUAUAGUAUUCAGAUAUUAUGUCAGUAGUUUAUGGUCCCACAUUUGAAUAUGUUGCUUCAUAUAAUCGAUCACAAAACAAUGUUUAUGUUGGUGUGACUUCAUAUCAUAAAUCCAGUGACGGUUUUUGCAUAAAUGGCAUAAAAUAGACGAAAAAUUGCACAAAUCAGAGAAUAUGUGGUCAAUGUAGAAUAAUUCUUGUUUAAUCCGACUUUGUAGUUUCAUUUUCUACCUUGUCUCAAUCUGUGGUGGUUCUUAUUGCAAAAGAAUUAAGCAUUAUAAAUGCUCUUUUUAUGUUGCACAUAUAGAUUGAAAUAUCAUAAAUCUACAACUCUGUUUUAAAUGAUUUCUAUUCAGUGCAGAAUUAUUCAGUUUAGGUUCAACAGCCAAAGUUUUUUAAUAUUUUGAAUAAAUGAUGAAAACAUGUGGUACAGAUUCUUUAAAUAAGAGUAAAAUACGAAUAGCUGAGCUGUUUACAACUCAGACACCAACUUCAUCAUCUUAAGCCUCCUGCAUUGUAUGGCUGGUUUUUUUUUCGUACAAUUUUACACUCUGAUAACAUAACGGGCCACACUCUCUCUAUUGACAUGUCAAAAAAGCAAAAACCGCCGCUGCAUGAAUCUCAUCUGCAAAGACCUUAGUGUUUGAUUUUGUUUUUCAUUGGAAAAUUUAGGUGUUUUCAAGCAGUUUUUAAACCUUAAAGACAUUCAUGUGCAUUUCAA